Messenger RNA from Cuscuta europaea, 4911 nucleotides. The record is from the annotation of a GenBank genome assembly. NCBI's taxonomy places the organism in Eukaryota, Viridiplantae, Streptophyta, Magnoliopsida, Solanales, Convolvulaceae.
AAAAAAACCUACCUAUUUCUUCAAUAGAGAUCGCACUCCGUAUGAGAUUCAAGAGAGGGGAAGGGAGAAGCGAAGAGGAUACUUUGGUUUCAAAUCAUGUGAAGGCGAAGGAAGCCGAGGCGAAGGGGAUCUACCAGUCAGUAAGGGGUUUCAGAGGCGGACAUCUUCCGUGGGUUGCUGAAGAGGGUAGUAUCUGUCAACGAGGAUACUUCAAUCCGUUCUCCGUUUCCAGUAGAUUUACUUUGGGAACCAACGGAGUUACUCCAGAUCUGUAGUCUCCUCCUUCUGCCCGACCGGAUGGAAGACAUCUCUUGCGCGAUGACGGUGGUGGCGAAAUCCUACUGUUACGAUGCUAAUCUAUGUCGAGGCCUCGUCAUGAGUGGUUUCCGGUAAUGUAUUUGGUGAUUCUGAUUCUUUUCCUAUUUUGAUAUUUCUUAUGCGAGGAUUUCAGGAUUUUGUUUUAGUCUUGUUUGAUAUGUUCCUAAUUUAUUUGUUAUCACUUCCAACUCCUACACUUUCCUCUCUUCUUCUUAUCCUAUUUAAAUUCUCGAAUUCAUUGCUUUGUUUCUUUUUUUUCUAAUUCUCACAUUUUAUACUUUAUAUUAAUAGAGUAUGCAAAUGAGGUAUACAAUGAAAAAUUGGCAUUCUAUGUGCUAUAAACAAUAGUGUAAAUCUUCUUGUUGCCUCUACACAAGAAUCAAGCGUUGCAAAAGUUGAUAUUGUAUCAUGCCUACGAGAUGCAUAGGGCUGGUAGUUUUGAUUGCCCAGCUUUUUAGUAACAUAACCCUUUCAUUUUUUUAGCAAACACUACUUACUCCUUUUUUGGUUAAACGGGUGGGAGAAGGAAUGUAGGAGAAGAGAGGGGAUGAAAGCAGAACAGUUAAAACGGAGGUAUGUUUGGGAUGUUGGAAAGUAGAAAGGGAAUUUUGGAAAGGAAAGGAAGCAACUGGGAUGAUUCUUAAACAAGCUCGAACUCUUUUUAUUCAUUUAUAUGCUCUGUAUAACUGUAUUAUAUAUAAUAUCAAGGAUGAUUCUUAUAUUGUUUUUCGCCCCAGCUCUUUUCCGCUGAUGGAUUCCACGGUUGGCUUGCGUUCUUUAAUUGUUUUUCUCUAUCGCUGUGUUUAGUUGAAUUACUUUACUGCUCGUGUUUGAAUUUGAGAUCGAGACCAUGAUUUACCGUCAAGAAACCAACAUACGACGAUGUUCGUGUGCGUCUUUACUGUUCAUGUAAAUCGUGAAUUGAUUUUCGUUCGAUUCUUUGGUUAUCUGGCUAACUGGCUUCGAUAUCGUUUCUGAGUACUAGUCCGACCUCGGAUUUGCUGCAACGACCUUAGGAACUCUGUCUUCGUACCAGGUCCCUGAUUUUGGGAAUUCUGAGCUUCGAAUUCUUCUUUUCCCGGUCGUGUGAAGUGCUGCGUUUUUUAUUUUGGUGUGCAGUGUUUUAGCUCUGUAAAAUGAAUUAAAAGAAGACAGGGAAGGGGGAGGCUACGCCCAGGCUUACCAGGUCCAAGGCAUCAGGCUUUGAGGUUUUGAGUAACAUUGAGGAGGACUUCCCUGUGCUUGCUAAAUCUGUCUCGAAACCUGUAGGUGUUAGCUCCGGAACUGCUGCUAUAACUGCUACUUCAUGUGGGCAGGUUGAGCAGACAGACUCCUAUGUAAAUGAGGCUACUGGGGUGUCAAAGCCAUUGAUUUACCAAAAUCUGCUAGUGCCAAGAAGAUUGUGAAUGGGGAGUUUAAUAGAACUCCUGAAAGUAUUGCCAAGGUGCCUGCACAAACUGCUAAGGCAGUUUAUGGGUCUGCUGCGAACAAAACUGCCAAGGCAGUAACUCCAAUACCCUUGGCAGAAACUUCUAAAACAGAUCCCACACCUUGGAGCGCUCUUUUUAAGGAUAACCGUGACCCAAGGCAUGGAAUCAAAUUGAGAUUUAUCCCUCCCAAAGGGGAUACUUUGGACUUUGGGGAUCGUAUAUUGCCUUCCAUGGUUGAAAUGUGGGGUUAUUGCCUAGUUGGACACUUCACCGGAAAUUUCCCCGGGCUCAAAUCGGUGCAUGAUCUUAAAGCUAAGUGGGGUGUCAAAUGCCUCGUGAGGUCCCACAAAAAGGGGUGGUUGAUAUUUAAAUUCCAAAGUGAGGAGGAUAGAUCAAAGGUACUACAUGGUGGACCUUACACCGUGUUUGGGAAACUCUUAAUGCUCAAGGAACUUUCGGAAAACUUCUCAUUUGAAGAUGAGGAGUUUCUUAAAGUUCCAAUUUGGGUCAAGUUCCAUGAUCUACCAUUGCAAUUAUGGAAUGAUGAGGCCAUGAGUAAUGUGGCAUCCAUGGUGGGGAUUCCAAUUACUACCGACAAAAUAACCCAAGAGAGGAUCAACAAUGACUAUGCGAGAGUGUUGAUAGAGGUUGAUAUAUCAAAGCCACCACCGCUAUCGUUUCCUAUACGUCUACCUUCCCAAAAGGUAAUCAAACAAAGUGUGGUUUAUGAAACUUUUCCUAGUUAUUGCUUUCAUUGCAAAGAUUUUGGGCACCACCCAUUUACUUGUAAAAAGUUAGCAAAAUGUGGGGUUGAGGUAGAUAAGGAAAAGGAAAAAAUUGAUGUUGUUGUUGCUGAAAUUGAAGAAGCUGGUACUGAUUUAGGCCGGACAAAAACUGCCCAGGGGUUAAGCCCGACCGGUCCUGCCCCUAACCCGACCGAAUCGCAAGAGGAGCUCUCUGCCAAAGGGGGAAACCCGACCGGGUCCACCACUUACCCGACCGGGUUUGUGCAGCAGGCAGUUUCCCAGAGUUCUGUAGUUACUGCCGAAGGCUCUCCAGGUGUACAAAGGACUUCCGAUGUGCAAAAGACUAGUGUGGAAGAUAAAGAGAGGGUUGUGAUGAAUGAAAAAGACUUGCAUCAACAUGAUGUGGUCACCAAAUGUGAGGUACUAGAUGGUAAGACACUCAAGUUGUUUGUCAAACCGUUUAGAUUUGUGCAUGCUAGCGUGGUUAGAGUGGAUACGUCUCUACGACUUACGGAUGAUUUGGACAAAGAGGGCCUUACUUUCACCGCCAAGUGUCUUGAGGGCCUACCGGGAGUUACAAAGAAGAAAGGGGAGGUUUGCUUUGACUCAAAGUUCACUACCCCUUUUCGCACUUUCUUUGGAUGUUAAAUUAGGGAUACCUAAUUAUUGUUGAGUUAGUUUUUGUAAUAUUGCUUGUGGUCCCUAAAUGAUUGUGUGGGAGCGUGACUCUUGAUUUGUGGUACCCCGUGUAUCGGGAUAUGCACUUUGAUUGUACGCAUGAUGCAUUGUACUAUGCUAUUUUUCUGGAUAUAUAUACAUUUACAUUUUAUCAAAAAAAAGGAUGAUUCUUAUAUGCUCAUUUCGGAAGUUUUAAUCAACUGUUUUAUUAGAAAUUUUCCUUUUUCCUAUCCUUUUCUUCUCCUUUUCACAUCUAAUUAUUGUUAUGAAAUUCCCAUCUUUUGAAUCAUUAAAACGAUUUACAGAAGUAGCGAAUUGUUCUUGUUACAGAACAAUUACGCAGAGAUGACUAGUGUUGUUGUUGAUGAAUCGUCAGGAACUCCAAUCAGGCUUAAGGUUAUUGUUUUUAUUUCCAUUCAAGAAAGCUUUAAUUUUUUCCCUUUUGUGAAUGUUUGAAAUGAUGUCAUUUGAAAAUAAUCAAAAAGGGUUUUCGAAUUUCACGGGAAACCGAUAGGAACGACAGUAUGCUUCUUUCUCGAGCUUGGUUCUCUCGUGGCUUGGAAUAGCAUGCUCACCAUAGGAGAUUACUAUUAUCAGUUAUUUCCUAAUUAUCAUCCAUCAAGGGUGCUACCCCAGUUUAUCAACCUUUUUCAAUUGGAACAAUGGCAAUACUUGCAUAUAAAGAUGAAAAGAUCAAUACUAGGAUCAGAAAUUUAGCAGGGUAUACCCUGUCCAGACUGGCCACCUUUUCACUCCUAAUGGUAUAUAUUCAUUGUUAAAUCUUUCAUUCCAUUCUCAUAAGUUUUGAUGUGUUUUUUAAGACCAUAUUGAUGUGUAGUUCAUUCAAAUUGAUGCAAUUGGAUUUAGGCACAUUUGGGAAGGGUGGGAUUGGAAAUUUUAUGGGAAUUUGUGUUCUUGUUGCAUUCUUUGGAGUUGUUGAUGCCAUUGUUCAGGGUGGACUUGCUAGAGACCUUUCUCUCAUGUGCCCUGAAUUCCUCCAGUCAUACUUAGCUGGUUUAGCUGCUUCACGAGCGCUUACUUCUGUUUUGAGGUUGGUGACGAAAGCUGCUUUCGAAGGCUCCAACAAUGGUCUCCGGAAGGGAGUUAGUAAGUUUCACUUCCUGGUAUUGCACAUCCUUAGAUUAAACCAUUGGGUUUGAAUCUUAGUUAUACUAAUGUCUUAUGUAGUUCUGUUUCUGGCAAUCUCCACAUUCUUUGAAUUCAUAUGCAGCUUCUGUGAAUUCUCUAUGGACUUGUCUUCCCAAAAUUACCUAUUGUGAAGUACUAUCGCUCAAAGGCAGCUUCUGAGGGAUUAAAAUUUUCUUUAAAGAUUGAAACUUUUUCUUUUCUUGUUCUUAUAUAGGGAUCGGAGGCAAAUGCAUUGGGGAAUAUUCUUGUUUCGUGCCUUCUUGCUAGCAUAUUAUCUAGAAUGGCUCUUGAUUGGUUGUGGCUAAUUGGCAAAGGCCAUUUCUGAGGAGUGAGCAUUUCUUUUACAUCAAUAUGUUGAUGUAAGCCUAUGUAGUUGGCUUUCUAAAAAGAUUUGAUGUAUGAUGAAUGGUUAUUUUAAAGCUAUGUUAGAAAUCUGAUUUUGCAUAUUUCAAAAUAUUGUUAAAGCGGAGAUCAGUUAACAUAUUAAUGAGUAAUUCAACUUCUACAUUUUUGUUUUCUAGAUAUUUCAACAUGUAGGUAUUCAUUUGUACUUUUUAUUCUAUCAAAAUAUUAAUAACAAUUAUAGUUAA